UUCUGUUAUGCUUUGCUUACUCCUAAAUUUCCAUUAUUAUUAUUAUUUUUUUCGAAAAACAAAAAACACAGAAAAAAAGCACCGGUUUUUUCUCUCUAAAACGUGCAUGUUCCUUCACUUGUGAACUUCGGACGAGAAAAGAUCAUCCCUUUCUCUCCCAUUUUCCCAUUUCCGAUCAAACCCUCUUUGCGUUUUCUCUUUCACAGAGGGAAUCGUGUUCCCACCCAUUUCAAAGUUUAUGGCGGCUCCACCAGCAAGGGCUCGCGCCGAUUAUGAUUACCUCAUAAAGCUUCUCUUGAUCGGCGACAGUGGUGUUGGAAAAAGUUGCCUCUUGUUGCGUUUCUCUGAUGGCUCUUUCACUACUAGUUUCAUCACAACUAUAGGUAUUGAUUUUAAGAUAAGGACCAUUGAGCUUGAUGGCAAACGGGUCAAGCUUCAAAUUUGGGAUACUGCAGGGCAGGAGCGGUUUCGUACAAUUACAACUGCUUACUAUCGUGGUGCUAUGGGCAUACUGCUAGUCUAUGAUGUUACAGAUGAAGCAUCAUUUAACAAUAUCAGGAAUUGGAUUCGCAACAUUGAGCAACAUGCUUCAGAUAAUGUUAACAAAAUACUGGUCGGGAACAAAGCUGACAUGGAUGAAAGCAAAAGGGCCGUGCCAACAUCUAAAGGUCAAGCACUGGCUGAUGAGUAUGGAAUCAAAUUCUUUGAAACUAGUGCAAAGACAAAUCUAAAUGUGGAGGAAGUUUUCUUCUCCAUUGCAAGAGAUAUAAAACAAAGGCUUGCUGAUACUGAUCACAAGGCAGAGCCAACAACACUCAAAAUCAACCAAGACUCUGCAGCAGGGGCUGGGGAGGCUGCUAAUAAAUCGUCUUGUUGUGGUUGAGAUCACAUUUUACAGAUUGGAAGCAACAUUAUUGUUCAAGAACAAGAAGUAAAGAAGAAAUUACUUGUAUGAUGUUCAUGAUGCUAAGUGCUUAACGGUUAACGGUUUUAAUGUGUCAUUCCUUAUGGAUUUUGCGUUUGAUAAGUAGUUUCUGACUUUUCAAGAAGUGUAUUGAAUCAAAAACUAGAUCUGAUUGUGGUUAAUGCAUGUCUAACUUUUACCAGUUUGAUUAAAAUACACAUUUUGAAUUUGUCCUUCA
This is a messenger RNA of Lotus japonicus, 1142 nucleotides long. Its product is annotated as ras-related protein RABE1c-like. Gene Ontology annotation, cellular component: plasma membrane. The transcript has 8 exons. Gene Ontology annotation, biological process: protein secretion; regulation of exocytosis. Gene Ontology annotation, molecular function: GTPase activity; GTP binding. Lineage: Eukaryota; Viridiplantae; Streptophyta; Magnoliopsida; Fabales; Fabaceae. The record is from RefSeq and is a predicted model, not a curated record. Bases 239 to 883 code for a protein of 214 amino acids.